UUUAAAGGCACGGCAAUUGGAAUAGAAAGCAUAAGCAGGAACGAGACAAUUUCUUCAUACGGAGGAAAGUUGAGACUUCUCGGAAACAUAAGCAAGAGCAAAAUCAUUUCUUGUAUUCAGACCAAAGCUGUGACUUUUCAGAUUAACAUUUGUUCAUCCCGCUAUCCACUCUUACUAAAUUAAUAUGGCGCAGUGUCGAAGUCAGAGCAAAAUCGACCAAGUCGCAUGGGAAGCGACCUCCUACUCAGCAAUUUCUACUUCUGACAGCGAAACCGAUAGUGAAUUGGAGCCCAAGACUUCGUCAAAAAGAUCAGAAGUUCAGAGACUGCUUCCUUGGUUCCUGCAUGUUGUGCUCAUUCUUGCGUACACAGCAGUCUACAUCCUAUCAGUUCAGCAUCGCACAAACGUUGAUUCCCUUGGGAUCCCGUAUGUGCAGAAAGUGUUUGAAGUAAACCCUCACCUUAACAAAUCUACCGCAAGGAUAUACACUGGGGAGCCAAGUAAUGAGUUGGAGGCAGCAUGGCACAAACUGAUGCGAUAUGCGAACAUACGGGUUCCCGAAGAAGAGAUUAUACGUCUUGAUCGAAUGGAAAAUUCUGUCCGGUUCACAGAUGGGUCAGGUUACUUCGGACAGAUGACCGUUUUCCAUCAUCUACACUGCAUUAAACGAAUUCACAAAUUCCUGAAUGUUGAACAUUACUGGCCAAACGCAACAGCCGAGGAACUGUUCCUUCUCCGCGCGCACAACUUUCACUGCUUGGAUACCCUUCGACAAGCUAUCAUGUGCCAUGGCGAUACUUCGCUUAUAACUUUCAAAUGGGGCACAAAGCAGCCAGUCCCUUCGGCGAACUGGUCCACUCCACACACCUGUCGCUCAUGGGAGGCCCUGGAAGAAUGGAAUAAAGAGAGAUAUGUAAACGUGUUCCAACCUGGACUCGUUGUUCAUCCUAAAUUUGGACCGGCUUAUGGGGCCCCUUCGGAGCGUGAAGGCACAGGAACUGUGAUAGAAUAAAGCCGUAGGAUGUAAAGCGUUCAUCAAAUAGCCUUCCAAGUUGAUCAGUUUCAUGUGCUGCUGCUACAUUACCUGUCAAUGGAAGUGAAGAGGACAAUUGCCAUCAUCCUCACUAGGUCGCCGGGACUAACAUAAUUUUCAGCAGUUGGAAGCUCACCUCAGAGGCAACGAGCUUCAUGCGACAAGCUUAAUCCUCGACAAAAAGAAUGGUCAAUCUAGAUUUUGAUGUAAUAAGUCAUCACCUUUUACUUUCUGUGCUGAGGCUGCUUUUCUCGAUGUGAUCUUGGCAUCA
Cadophora gregata is the source of this 1304-nucleotide messenger RNA. RefSeq lists its product as uncharacterized. The transcript is spliced from 5 exons. Gene Ontology annotation, biological process: mycotoxin biosynthetic process. The coding region runs from base 185 to 1012 and encodes 275 amino acids. Lineage: Eukaryota; Fungi; Ascomycota; Leotiomycetes; Helotiales; Ploettnerulaceae. The record is from RefSeq and is a predicted model, not a curated record.